AUGCAUGAUCCUGAGUCCAUGAAAGAUAUCUUGCAAAGGCACAAGAACAGUCAGCACCCACCGGAAUUUGAGGAGAAAGGGCUAUGUGCUGUUUAUAAACCAUUCUGGGCUGAUAUGCCUCACACUGACAUUUUCCUGGCUUUCACACCCGAUCUUUUGCACCAAAUUCAUAAAGGUGUGUUCAAGGAUCACCUCGUUAAGUGGUGUCUUGAAAUUAUUGGGGAGGAAGAGAUGGACGCACAAUUCAAGGCAAUCCCAGAUUAUCCUGGACUUCGGCACUUCAAAAAAGGUAUAUCAACUGUGAAGCAAUGGACAGGAAUGCCUAGUCGGGUCUUGGCGGUGGCGUGUUCAAUUCUCAAUUUCUCGUAUUACUCGCAGCUGCAAAUUCACACAGCUGAGUUGCUGGAAGCCCUACAGACUGCCUUAGCAGGAUUUUACACUAAUCAAGCCAUACUCAAGGAACUCGCGAUAUGUGAACAUUUCAACAUACCCAAAUUACACCAACUCACCCAUUACAUCCAGUCAAUCUCAUUAUUUGGUGCAACUGAUGGCUUUAACACAGAACUUCCUGAGCGCUUGCAUAUAGACUUUGCAAAGGACACUUACCAUGCUAGCAAUAAACAAGAUUAUGAGGAACAGAUGGUUUUGUGGCUUCAAUUCCAGGAAGCUGUCUUCCUACGCAGUGCAUACCUUGAUUGGCUAUCACGAUGGCCUGCAGGUCACACAGUGGACUCACACUCAGAUUUGGAUUUGGAUUUGGAUUUGGAUUUGAGGUCAGAAGAAGCAGAGGCUGCUAUUGCUUGCGCAACACCCACAGAUCAGUUUCAAGUGACCCAUGUCCUUGCCAAGACCCCAGCACAUCCACACCAAUCUGUUCCAAAUAUUGUAGGUGCACAUGGCACAACUGAUUUUCUCCCUGCUCUCCAAUCUUUCCUUUGCAUGAAUAUCCCGCACAACACCCUCGUACCAGGCAUUCAGGACCAUUUUGACAUUUUUUGUCAAGUGGUCAUUGUGACGCCACCUGCUUUUCAAGUCAGCAAUGCACCAAUGUGCAGGUGCAUUAGAGCAAUGCCAGAGAGACUUGCAUUGGGACGGAAGCCUGGUUGUCCAGCUCAAUUUGAUAUGGCAUUGAUAUUGGAUGGUCCUCGCACUCCACACUUGCAUACUCUGGAUGGUGUGCGAGUGACUCAAGUUCGCGCUAUAUUCUCACUCCCUUGUCAGUUUGGCAAAUACUCAAGAGCCCUUGCUUACAUAGAGUGGUUCACACCUUUCAGAGCACCAGACCCUUCAUCUUGA
Molecule: messenger RNA, 1296 nt
Organism: Suillus paluster
Lineage: Eukaryota; Fungi; Basidiomycota; Agaricomycetes; Boletales; Suillaceae
Exons: 4
Coding region: 1-1296 (431 amino acids)
Source: RefSeq, a predicted model, not a curated record